This is a messenger RNA of Trematosphaeria pertusa, 3792 nucleotides long. RefSeq lists its product as uncharacterized. Lineage: Eukaryota; Fungi; Ascomycota; Dothideomycetes; Pleosporales; Trematosphaeriaceae. The transcript is spliced from 4 exons. The coding region runs from base 1 to 3792 and encodes 1263 amino acids. The record is from RefSeq and is a predicted model, not a curated record.
AUGGCAACCAACUGGCAGCCCCCGUUCGGCCUGCCUCUUACCUUCCCGCCGCAGCAACAGCAGCAAAUAGCGCAACCUGCACAGGAUGAUCAGCAAGGUAGCUCGGCCGACCAGUACCAGCCUCCUCCCGCUGAUGCCUUCUCAAAUCCGUGGAAUAUACCGGGUCUGAACAUGCAGUCCUAUGGCCAGAACGGCCAACAAGCCCAGUUCCCGCCGGCGGCCUGGCCACCAUCGCCCCUACCGGCUAUGGGAAUGUGGAACGCCAUGCAAACUCAAUUCCCGUUCUUGACGCAGAAUGGUCCCAUUCCCCCGCCGCCUUUUCCCGGCCUGAACUUUCCGCCUGCCCCAUUCCCCCAAGCCCCUCUACAGAACGUUGCGUCACCAGGCUCUUUCUAUACGCCUCCCAUACAGCCUGGCGAACUCUCGCAGUCACGCCCGCCGGCAGCGAUCGACCGCCUUAUAGAAACGUUGGAUAGCGAUAAGGAAGAGGGUGAAGUGAGCGACGGAGACCGCAUGUCUCGCUCUCCCGCGGGCAAUGGUCGAGCGUAUCCAGAACCUCCUCGCUCAGUGCCUCAGAGCAGCGUACGCCCUGAUCGUGAACGCGAAGCCGAUCAACGGGAUUCUUAUGAUCCUAACCGACCGGCGGCCGGCCAGACGUUCCAAUCUCCACCGGAGCAGGCGAAGCCACGAACAGAUAGUCUGAAAAGCCCCGAUACCAUGCCCCAACAGCGAGAGGAGGCAAAGCAGUUCGUUCGACUGCUGCACAGCAACAAUAUGGGGUAUCAUACGCUGGCUGCGGAGGGCCUCGAUUCCGGCCCUCUGAGGGAUCUCUAUCGCAGCCUGAAUCUUCCAUCAGAACCUGAACCUGUACCGCUGCCCAAGACCAGGGACGCGGCUCCGUCUGGGCCAAGCAAUGGAGUCGUCACCUCGGGCCAAUCGGCCUCGCUCACUGGCAAUGGACAGACUCCACAGCCGAAGCCAAGCACCUCUGUUAAGAUCAACAUUGCUGCGAUCCCCCCCGCAAAGUCCGCCCCGUCACCUGUCGAUCGCAAAGACUACAUCGCACGGCUACAAGCUGCGAAGAUGGCCAAGCAGGCGACUUCAGCCAAGGCGACUCCGCCGCAGAAAACACCUCCGGCGACGUCAGCAGUACCAGCGGCCGCCAAAGCCCCAGAGCCUCCGACGGUUACCCAAGCAGGGCAGGCUAUUUCUGAGGAAGAGAAAGCCAGGAAGACCGAGCUAAUUCGGCAGCGUCUUGAAGCGCUCAAGAAGAACCCCUCAUCACCCGCGUCCAAGUCGGCAAAUACUGGGGCGGUUACAAAUCCAGCUACCAUUUCGUCUCCAGCCGCAAUUACGCAAUCCACGCCCAUCGCGGGGAGCUCUGCAAAGCCUCAGCCCUUACCCGCGGCAGCGUUUUCUGGCAUCCCAGGUCUAUUUAUGAACAGCCCUUCUACCGCUCCAGCCGUUCAGGCACCAUCAACUCCCGCCCAGAAUGCUGCAUCGGCAAUCCCCAGCAAGCGGCCUCUUGCCUCGGAUUCGGUAGAUACCGCCCCAUAUAUCAGUGACGCUGACUCCGGGGGCAGUGAAAUGGAUUUGAGCGAUAGCCAUGCCUCGAAACCAUCCGCUGUUAUUCCCCAAACCAUAAGUCGCAACGGAGAGCAAAAUCUUCGAACCGUGCAAUCGAUUCCUGACUUCCCUUUCCGAUCCGCAUCUGCAAUGCUGCCGUCUUCUGCUGUUAGCACUCCUGGCCCACAGACGCCGGCCAGUCUGGCUCGUGAAACAGAACUGUCAAAGAAGGAGAAGGAACUUGCGGCCAUGAAGCUAGCGCUGCAGAAGAGGAUGAGGGAACAGAGGCAGAAGAGGAUGGAGGCCGCUGCACCCUCCUCCCCAAAACCCCUAACGGGGACUCAGGAAUCGCUAAGUUCGAGUGCCUCUCAGCCCCAGCCUGAACCUCCGGUCACCGCUCAACCAGAAAAGGCUCCCAAGGGAAAUGCACCAGUUCCAGCAUCAAGUGGCGUCAUUCAGGCAUUGUCACGAGAGUCCAAGAGACAGCGACGAGCAGAAAUUGAGUCCGGGCUCCCAGCCCUGGAAGCCGAGAUUGCGAAUAACGCCGCCAGGAUGGCUCAGCUUGCGGAAGAGAUGGAGCAGCUGACUGCACACAACGAGAGAAUGAAGCAGGACAAAGGGAGGCUUAUCCGAGAGCUCGAGAGCCUUGGAAUUGAUACCGAGGGGAUGCCACAUGCAGAGCUCCAGGCUAAGAGAGAUGAGAUAGUGCGGGAACGGAAGGCCGAAGCUGAGCUACGUGCGCAGACGCCGGAAGUGCUCGCUCCAUCCUCCGCCAGUAUUGAGGACGAAGCUCAAGGUCGCGUCACACUGGAAUCCACAAUGGUCGAACCUACCGCAGUUCCCAGCAACCGCGAGACCUCAGUUCAGGGUCUCUCACACCCUGACGAUGUUAUCAGCUCCAUACAACAGGUGGCAAUCCCCGGGCUUCACGCAUCCGUUUCUCAGCCACCCGCGACGCUGGUGGACUCCCCUCGACAAUCUACGCGUCAGCAAGACUUAAUCCCAGAGAACAAAUCAGACGAGCUACCCUAUUCACCGGCGGCUGCGCCAGACAUGCCUCAGCCAGACGUUGCUCAACGUACCGUUACGACGGAGGCUAUGGAUGGGGAAACCCCAAAAGCCGUGGGUCUGCAGGAGUCUGCCACACCCAUUGACGACGAUGAGGAUUUCUAUUCUCCUGCACCCGCCCACACCGAGCCUGUCAUUGAUGAGCAGAGGGUGUCCGCGACCUCGCAAUUAGGCGCUAACUCUCCUUCGGAGGACGGCGAGGUCGCAAUGUCAGAAUCCCCAGACGAAGAGGAGUACGAGCCUGAGCAGCCUGCGAUAUUGACCGAGCCCGCAACGGAAGCGCAAACCCAAUAUGCACAAAUUUUCGGCUCCCCCGGCUCCUCCACUUCAUCAUCCAUGUCGACCCAUGAGGAUGAGGAGGUUUACGAACCGCCCGAUUUUGACGAGCCAAUACUCGACGACGAACCCCACGAGGCGGAUGCGAGCUUAGAAGCGACUGUUCAACAUGGAGAUGCUGAGGAAGGCGCUAUGAAUAUCUCCACACCAUCUUCUGAUGAGUCUGAAGAUUUUGAUUCCGGCCCCCAAUCGGCUGCGGAGAACACGAACGACGAGUUCACCCCUUUCAAUACCGGCCCAGAGCAAUCUGUACCUGUCGCUGACGAUUUAGCACCCGAGUUACAGUCCGAAACCGUGCCGGUGGGGGAACUCAUGGCUGAGAAACUAAUGUCGACAGCGGACGACGAGGCCGAACUUGCGAAGUUCGUGCCUUAUGAGAGUCCACUCCGAUUGUUCAAGUCGUACCGCUACCAUCCGAACUUCCCCGAAGAGGUUCCCGGUGGUUUCUUGUCUAUGACUUAUAGUCAUCAGAUCGACCCAGAUAAAGAACUCUGUCCGAUCGAGGUGACGGGUGCCGUUUGCAAUGAUCCCAACUGCCCGGGCCAGCAUUUUAGAGGAAUGAGUUUAACCGGUGCGUAUUCGCCAGCGGCCUUUAGAUCCUGUUUGUUUGCUUUCACCCCUUGUGAGAAGCUCUUAGUACAGCUCGGCACCGCAAACCCCGGGGAGACGCCCCAGGAGAAGCAGCUCUGGAACGACGGACUACGAGCUGUCUUGAAGGAACUACGCCAGAGAAACACCAAAGAUCCCAAUGGCAUUGCCAUGGAGAUUGCCAAAUACCGUCGCCAGUUCUUGAAAGACGAUACACGAGUGGUCAAUCUAUGA